Messenger RNA from Gymnodraco acuticeps, 3581 nucleotides. RefSeq names its product ganglioside-induced differentiation-associated protein 2-like. Lineage: Eukaryota; Metazoa; Chordata; Actinopteri; Perciformes; Bathydraconidae. The coding region runs from base 346 to 1239 and encodes 297 amino acids. The record is from RefSeq and is a predicted model, not a curated record. The transcript is spliced from 11 exons.
AUCAUGUGCUACUCUGAUACUGGAAGAGUACAUUCAGUAUUUUACCAACACUUUUGCAUGCAUGUUUGUGAGCAGGAUGUCGGACCGGCGAGGCGAAGCUGACUAAAGGCUUUAACCUGGCGGCGCGGUACAUCGUCCACACGGUGGGACCAAAAUAUAAAUCCAAGUACAGGACGGCGGCGGAGAGCUCUCUGUACAGCUGCUACAGGAACACGCUGCAGCUGGCUGCAGAGCAGUCGAUGGCAUCUGUUGGUUUCUGUGUGGUGACAACGACCAAAAGAGGUUACCCACUGGAGGACGCUACACACAUCGCUUUCAGAACUGUGCGCAGGUUCCUGGAGAAUCAUGGGAACAGACUGGAGGCGGUGGUGUUCGCAGUGUCAGACACAGAGGAGCCGGUGUUCAGGAAGUUGCUGCCACUUUACUUUCCCUCGCUCUGAGGAAGAGGAGCGAGCCAGCCUUCCUCUCAUCCCCGCUGACAUCGGCAACUCUAAGGGGGAACCCGUCGUCCCCGAGAGACAGAUCCGCAUCGCAGAGAAACCCGGCACCCUGGAAGAUUCGGAAGAGGAGAGUCUGGACUCAGAUCUGGGUCAGGUGGGGACUCACGCUUUCGCCCGGAUGGAGGGGGACGUGGACAAACAGAGGAAACAGAUCCUUCAGGGCCAGAUGUCGGACGUGGCCCUGCAGAAACAGCACCAGAGAAAUUACAACCGCUGGCUGUGUCGGGCGAGAGCGGAGGAUCUGUCUGACAUCGCUGCUCUGAAAGCUUUAUAUCAAACCGGGGUGGACUUGUGUGGCCGGACGGUGAUGAUUCUGGUUGGACGGAACAUCCCGGUGACUCUGAUCGACAUCGAAAAGGCGCUGCUGUACUUCAUCCACGUGAUGGACCACAUCACAGUGAAGGAGUAUGUGAUGGUUUACUUCCACACGCUGACCGGAGAGCACAACCACCUCGACUCAGAGUUCCUCAAGAACCUGUACGACAUCGUGGACGCCAAGUUUAAGAAGAAUUUGAAGGCCUUCUACUUUGUACAUCCAACAUUUCGCUCUAAGGUCUCCACGUGGUUCUUCACCACCUUCAGCGUGUCGGGGCUGAAGGACAAAGUUCGCUACCUAGACACCUUGCAGCAGCUCUUCACCUGCAUCAAACCGGAGCAGAUCGACAUCCCUCCCUUCGUCCUGGACUAUGACGCACGGGUGAACGGACCGUACCACCCCUCCCACUCCUCCAGUCUGUGACAGGGGAUCGAUUCGACCCUCCGGUAACGACACGUUUUCAGUUCGUAAAGUGGAAACCUUCAGGUUCACGGUGUGGUCUGAACUCUUGACCUCCUGAAGGCUCUGACCCUCUGAAGGCUCUGACCCUCUGAAGGCUCUGACCCUUUGUUGGGAAACUCUCCUUUUCUGCCAAAAGGACAGAUUUAGAAGCCUGUGGUCGGCGGAGCGGUCUCUCUCUCUCUACACAGACUAUUCGUGGAUCUGGUUUCUGGAUUAUGCCUUACACCAAGACUGCUUUUUGCUCAAACUUCCCGCAAUAUGAAGUAUCAUGUGAAGCCUCAAAGCGUUUUCCAUCGCGCGGUCGUAUCAGACUUUUUCAAAUGCUGCAGUGAGAUGACGUCGGUCUGGAUUUCCACAUCGUCUCCUCCAGUUUCUCUCAGGCUGAAGCUGGAAAACACCGUUGUUAAAAACCACCUCUGCGUUGUCCUGCAGUCACAAUCAGUAAAAACCCAGAGGAGAGAAACUCUCUGUCUAUUGAAGCUCAGCUAGGUCACAUCAAAUCAACUUUAUAUCACAGCAAAUAGCAACUCAAAGGAAUACUCUACAUUACCUAUUGGCUUACUUGCCUUUCAUUAAAUAAGACGGUCGACAACACUCUCAUAGUUGUUUGCUAAAUAAAUACAAAUAAAUGAAAAAACGUCUUACAUUUAGUUUGUACGAAUUAAACAAACAAGCUGUACGUUUGUGAGCUUUGAAGGAGCUGAUAGGUUCUUACCUUCUAUGUUAAUGCACAAAUAGGAACGUGGUAUCCCUCUUCCCUUCCAACUCUUUCUCUAAAUAUCACCAAACGCUUCAAAUCCAGACAUGUUUUCUUGCAGGAAGUUUGUAAUUUCCCACGUUAUGGUGUGUCUUGAAGGCACUUGGUUUACCCACCUUUUUGUCACUAAGGUUUCUAAACGUAGCACUGAAACAAUGAAUCGAAUGCUCAAUCAACGGAUCGUCAAUGAUUUCUUUCAGUUUCUCAAAUAUCAUGCUGCUUUUUUUUUGUUUUGGAUCGGCACAUUUUGAACACUUUUUGGACUUUUGGUUUGCACAAAAUUAUGAUUAAUCACCAGGGUCUCUGGGAACGUAUCGUAUCGUUCACUUUAUUACAACUUUGUGUUCUCAAACAAUUGUCUCAUGUUUUUGCCCCACAAUGUUAUUCCUUUCUGAAACGCUGGCUAAUCUCAUCUGCUCGGCUUCCUCUGAUGUUCACUUUUAAAGGGUACUGAUUUGUCUCCUCUUCUUGUCAAUGGAGUUUCACAUUUGUUUAUGCCUGUGUUUUAAAGGGGUCCUAUUUUGCUCUUGUGGGGGUUUGCCCUUCCUGUAGGGUGUUAUAUUUGUUUUUGUGCAUUCAAAGGGUUUUCACAAUCACAACAGAGCCAUCCAGCUAACCAAUCAGAGCAGACUGGGCUCUGGUUUCAGACGGAGGGUGAAAAGAGGUACAAAAAAAGACCUUUUGAAACAUUAAAGCGUGUAAACAUCACAGAGGCACACAGUACAAAUAUGAACCUGUAAUAAGCAGAAUAGGAUUUAAACUGAUUAUGUUUUUAUAAAUGUGUCUCUUUUUCACUUGGUGUUCUCACAAAGCACAUGUAGUUUGUGAUGGGACUGGUGGGUUUACCUCAUCAUUGCAAAUCAACUGAACUUUUUAAACAUUCCUCUAAGUGUCUAAAUGUUGAAUCGGUCAUACCGAAGCGAACCCCGGCUGUCUGCCACCCAAAGAUUGAACACUAUCACAACAAAUGUGUGUUUCUCUGUUGGGAGGAAUCUCUCAUUCAGUCCCUCAAUCAUCAUGACACAAGUCACAGACAUUAUCCCUACGGAAAAGGCUUCUUAGAUUUCAAUUCACAUGUUGUUGGAUUUUUAAAGACUCAUCAUCCAGCGAGGAGACAUUUCAGAUGGUGUCCUUCUUCUGUAAAGAGAAUGAAGUAGAUUUAGAAAACAUUAAUCAACUUUAAAUCUUGUUUUUCUAUAAUACAUGAUAGGGAGGUGAGAUGAAUCCACGUAAAGUGAUUGUUCUCACCUCGUGCUUUUACAACGAUAAAGAUUUAAAGACUGGAUUUGACAAUGAGUUGUGAAAAAGGUCCUAAAUACAACUCUGGACUUUCAGUUACAAAGACAACCAGUGAACUGUGAUUAUUUCAGAUGUUAUUAAAUGUUGAGCCAAUCUUUGACUUCCUGCAAAUGUAUAUAUAUAUAUAUAUAUUUUAUGAUUUCAAAGUGAUCGGAUGGGGUUGGAUAACAGAUUUACUGUACAAUGCUGAUUUUUUUAAUAUAUAUGCAUAUACACACUUAUUAAAAUUACUUUUUUCUUCUGUAAA